Messenger RNA from Macrosteles quadrilineatus (aster leafhopper), 941 nucleotides. Its product is annotated as E3 ubiquitin-protein ligase MARCHF5-like. Gene Ontology annotation, molecular function: zinc ion binding. The record is from RefSeq and is a predicted model, not a curated record. Bases 107 to 916 code for a protein of 269 amino acids. The transcript has a single exon. NCBI's taxonomy places the organism in Eukaryota, Metazoa, Arthropoda, Insecta, Hemiptera, Cicadellidae.
GCUUGAGUCUAGCUUUUUUAUUGAAAAAUGUAAAAUUGGUUUAAAAUGUUGCUAAGUGAUAAAAAAAACAGAACAAAUUAACAAGUGAGUUUUUUCUUAACUAAAAAUGAGUGAUGAAGGGCGCCUGUGCUACAUAUGCUUGGGGGAAGAUGGGGAGGACGAACGUUGGGUGUCUCCUUGUAAGUGUUCCGGGAGUCUCAAGUGGGUUCAUCAAUCCUGCAUCGUCCUGUGGGUUAGAGAGCAAGAGGCGACACGACCGUUUACGCCAGCGUUCUGCUCUCAGUGUAGGACACCGCUGAGACUUAUACCACAGAGAAGCCUGCUGGUGUCUACAAUGGAUAUCAUCAACAAAAACGUGUACCACAUCUACAAGUAUUACGCCUUCUGGAUCUUCGGUAUUGGAGUUUUGGAUACAGUCUUUUGUACCUUUGCAGUCUACGCACAAUCUCAAGUGUAUGGUUUGGACGCAACUCUGAAUGCUCUGUGUGCAUCAACUCAUUUCCACCAGUCCAUGCUGUCUAUGCAUUUUACAGCUAUGUCACUUGUAGCGAUCAACCUUCCGUGGGAGAAAUUAUUGUUGAGAGAGUUGCAAAAUCUGGGUAGACUACCCGCGUUAAAAUGGAUUUUCCCAGAAGAGAUUCCUGUUCGCUACAGAAUAAUAAAAAAGGUAGAUGUUUUGAAUGUUGUGAUCACCAGCACUUUACACCCUGUUGUUGCAAGAGUGAUUGGUAAUUUUAUAUUCCCUUUUGUAGAAUCAAACCUUCAAAGGGUUUUAUUGGGAGGGCUGUCUUUUCUUGCAGUAAAGUGGGUUCUGUCCAUGUACCUUCAGCAUAAAAAGGAACUUCGUCUGAAGAAAAUGAGGAUCUUACCCUAUCAAGUUAUUAAUUCACUUACAGUUUCUGACGAAGCAUUGUAGUAGAGAUUUUAUGAACGAUACAAAG